This is a messenger RNA of Erinaceus europaeus (western European hedgehog), 4439 nucleotides long. It is a transcript of the gene SYNE3, whose product is annotated as spectrin repeat containing nuclear envelope family member 3. Gene Ontology annotation, cellular component: cytoplasm; meiotic nuclear membrane microtubule tethering complex; nuclear outer membrane. Gene Ontology annotation, biological process: nuclear migration. The coding region runs from base 234 to 3161 and encodes 975 amino acids. The transcript is spliced from 19 exons. The record is from RefSeq and is a predicted model, not a curated record. Gene Ontology annotation, molecular function: actin filament binding. NCBI's taxonomy places the organism in Eukaryota, Metazoa, Chordata, Mammalia, Eulipotyphla, Erinaceidae.
CACAGAGACACCCUGGAGGGCAGUCGUGUGGACUCUGCAGUGCAGACAGUGGAGAAGAGCCCUGCUGAGGUGCCGGGCUGCGAGGGGCCACGCGUGUCCGGGACACUGGCCAACCACACGGACACCAUGGCCACAAUUCUUCGAGUGACUGUGAAGACCAAGUGAGCCAUGGGUGGCUGCAGCGGGGAUCGCGUGGCCGGCGCCUGAGCCCCGCUCCGUGAGUGGAAGGCGCCAUGCAGCCGGAGCCCCAGGAGGGCUUCGAGCAGAGCGUGGAGGAGGCCCGGGCCUGGAUGCGGGCCGUGCAGGAGAGGCUGCAGCUCAGUGACAACACCCAGGGGCCCCGUGCCGCCCUGGAGGCCCGGCUGCACGAGACGGAGAAAAUAUGCCAGCUGGAGCCUGAGGGCCGCGUGAAGGUGGACCUGGUGUUGAGGGCGGCCGAGGUCCUGCUGGCCGGCUGCUCCGAGCUGCAGAGGCCCGAGGUCCUGGCCCUCCUGGGGGACAUCAAGGCCCAGUGGGAGGACACGGUCACCUACAUGACCCACUGUCACAGCCGCAUCGAGUGGGUGUGGCUGCACUGGAGCGAGUACCUGCUGGCCCGGGAGGACUUCUGCGCCUGGUUCCAGAGGACGCUGGCGGCGCUGGAGCCCCCGGCCGAGCUGCAGCUGGGCCUACGGGAGAAGCAGUGGCAGCUGAGUCACGCGCGGGUGCUGAGGGCUCACGUAGAUGGCCGGGGCGAGCUGCUGGGGCGGCUGCUGGACGAGGCCGCUGCCCUGUUCACCCGCAUCGGGGACCCCAGCGUGGACGAGGAUGAGCAGGGGAGGAUGCGGGCCCAGUACGACGCCGUGAAGGCCAAGGCCCAGAUCAGGGUGACGGAGCUGGAAGAGGUGGCCCGGGAUCACGAGGGCUUCCAGGCCGGCGUGGACCAGUUCCGGACGUGGCUGACGGUGCUGCGGGGCAGGCUGGAGGGCUGCCUGGCCCCUGGCAGCUCACAGAGCACCCAGGACCGGCUCUCAGAGCUGCAGGCCGUGGCCCAGGAGGUGCCCCGGGGUGAGGCCAUCCUGCGGGGGCUGGAGGAGCAGGCCCAGGGUGUUGCCCGCAACACCUCGCCUCUGGGCGCCCAGAAGAUCGCCCAGGAGCUGGAGGAGAUGCGGGAGGCCCUGGAGAAGCUGCAGGCCCGCGGGCAGGAGGAGCAGGCCCACCUGCGGGAGCAGCUGGAGGCCGAGGGGGCCUGGGAGCAGCGGAGGAGGCGGCUGGAGGCUGAGCUGGGUGACUUCCGGGCACGGCUGGGGGCGCUGGCCGAGGGGACCCCUCAGACCGCCCCCGCCAAGGGGGCCACCGAGGAGGAGCUGGUGGUCCACUGGAGACGCUGCUCGGCCACGUGGGAAGCACUGGCAUCCGAGGACUCCCGGGUGGACCGGCUGCAGGCCCAGCUGAAGGAGCUGCUUGCCUUCCCCCACGACGUGCAGCCCCUGUCGGACGCGGUGGUCGGCGCCAUGCAGGAGUACCAGAGCCUGAAGGGGCAGAGCGCCAGGCAGCGCAGCGCUGCGGGGGUCCGGCUGGGGCAGAGAUGGCGGCGUCCCCUACAGGACCUGCGGCUGUGGGCAGAGCUGGCCCAGCACUUCCUGGACGUGACCGCCAGCCUGCCGGACCUGGGCGCCGUCCACACCUUCCUGCCUCAGAUUCAGGCGGCGCUGGUGGAGAGCUCCCACCUCAAGGAGCAGCUGACAGCGCUGCAGCUCAAGGCGGACCUGCUGGGUGGCGUGUUCGGGCCUCAGCAAGCCGAGGGCUUCCUGGAGGAGGUGGCCAGGGAGGCUCGAGAGCGGGACUUGGUGCAUAACAGCCUCUUGCAGAGGAAGAGCAAAUUGCAGAGCCUGCUGGCCCAGCACAAAGAUUUCGAGGCGGCCUGGGAGUCCCUGCAGACGAAGCUCUCGGACCUCCAGGCCAGGACCCAGGCUGAGGACCUGCUGCAAACGGGCCUGGCUGGGAAGCAGAUGCAGCUUUCCAGGGCACAGGGGCUGCAGGAAGAGGGGCUGGACCUGGGGCAGCAGGUGGAGGCUCUGAGGCCUCUGGUCCGGGGGAACCUCGGACACCAGCACAAGAUGGACCAGCUGGCUGCUGACUGCCGGGCCCUGCAGAGGUCUCUGGAGGGCCGCGUGGAGGCGAGUCUGCAGGCCGUGUGUGAGCACCAGGCCUUCCGCCGGAGGCUGCAGGAGCUGGGCCAGUGGGUGGCCUCUGCGUCCGGGAAGCUGGAGUCACAGCGAGGGGAUCCCAAGGCCCGAGAGGAGGCGGAGGGGCUGCUGGCGGGUGUCCCCGAGCGGCGGGUGCAGCUGGCACUGCUGGAGGUGCAGGCGGAGGCCCUGGAGCGGACCUGCCCCCCCGACGACGCCCGGCAGCUGCGGGAAGAACUGCGGAGGCUGCAGGCGGCCUGGCGGGGCCUGUGCAGUGCCGCCAACAUGGAGCAGACGCCGGGGAUGGACGUGGAUGCCCAGAAGAAGACGGUCUUCACCAACAACAUCCCGAAGGGGGGCUUCGUGAUCACCCCGGAGGACCCCCACCCCAGGCAGCGCCGGGGGGCCAGCCGGCUUCAGCUUCAGGGGGAAGAAAGAGGACGAGGAGGAGGAGGAGGAGGAGGGGGAGAAGAAGACGCCUCCCGGCUCCUGGGGGCCUUUGAGCAGUGGCUGCAGGAGGAGGAGGCCAGGCUGGUGAGAAUUAUUGAUGCCGAGGCUGUGACCGCCAGUGGCCUGAGGACCCGGGCACGGAGGCUGCAGGAGCUGGAGGCCCGUGUCCCCAAGGGCCAGAGGCUCUUCCAGAAGCUUCUCUGCACGGGGCCGGCCAGGCUGGGCUCGGAGAAGCUAGAAGGGCUGCGCUAUCGCUGGAUGCUGUACAAGGCCAAGCUCAAGGACUGCGCACCCCUGCUGGCUCAGAGUUCUCCCGGAGAGCCAGCCGGAUCCCAGAAGCCCCCCAGGCGGAGGCCCGGCCCCGGCACCUUCUGGCGGAGGGUGUGCUGUGUGGCGCUCCCCCUUCAGCUGCUGCUCCUGCUCCUGCUGCUGCUGCUGCUGCUGCUGCCCACCGGGCACCGUGCCCGCAGCUGCGCCCUGGCCAACACCUUCGCCAGCUCCUUCCGGCUGGCCCUGCACCACCACGGGCCCCCGCCCACCUAGCCGGCUGCGGGGGCCGCCCAGAUGCCAGCCCGGACAGAGUCCCCGCAGGGCCACCAGGUGCCCCGCAGCUCUGCGGGGGCCACUGCCUGCAUCCGGGGGCACGUCCGUGUCUGAGUCCCUGGGAGCACUGGGUGGAGGCGGGACGUGUCCCUGUUCCGGAAGUCAGCCCCCAGGCCGCCGGAGGCCGGGGGAGCAGGUACACUGACCUGGGUCUCAUACCGGUUUUUACAAAGCUAUUUAUUUCAUGCGGAAGGGGAGAGAGGAGAAAGCAGAGGAGGGAGGCCUCAGAGCAUCUUGCUGGAACAGGCGGUGACAGGAAUGGACCUCUGGUCCUCACGGGGGUCAGCUCCACCCCUGCACGGCCUCCCAGCCGCUGGGCCGGGCUGCGAAGGUGGGAGCGGGGUGGGGGUGGGGGUCAGGGAGGGGCUGUCCCAGUGGCGGCUGUGACAGGUGACAUCAGGAUGGGUACAAGAGCUCCCAAGCGCAGACCCCAAGCUGGAGCAGAAAAGGGGGCAUCGCUGAGUUUGGGGACCCCUAAGCCCACCACUCAGCCUCUGGCCAAUGACUUGGGGACAGGGUGUGCCCCUCAGGAUGCCAGGCCCCCCCCCAGGCCCUGCCCAGCUGACUCUCAUCCCUGGGGGCUCUCUCUGCGACGCUCUGAAACCAGAAGUGAGGCCCUGGCUCAUGGGGCCCUCCGGGUGGGUGGUUCCUGGGGGACGCGUCUCCUAGAAUAAUACUGCAGGCUCUGACCAGGUGACCUCUGAACCCUGGAGACCCCCCCCAUCUCAGUCUGUCAGCCAGUAAGCCCCUUGCAUAGACGGCGGUCAGAGUCCCCACUCAUGCCCCCGCCCCUCAUAGAAAUCAUUCUACCCUCGUCUUUGAGGGUCAGCCUAGCCUUGGUGUAGACCCCGGGUUGGGGGGGACAGGCCACCAGAAAUGAGGGACGAGCUUGGCCUGUACCAGACUGGGGGGGGCAGGAAAGUCAGAGCUAUUGGGGGGUCCUGCUCUCCCCCUUCUCGGGCUCACACAGCAAGAGGCAGCUACACUGGGCUGGGGCCUGGACACCCUCCCCAGCACCAGCAACUGGAAAGAGCAAAAGCCUUCACCUCCUGGGGCGGGUGAGAAGCUGCACUGUGGGGCUCCUGGGAGAAGAAGCUGGUUUUGUAACUUCCACGCCUUGAAUUCCUCAAAUCCUGGCUUGUUGGCAUACCUGCUAUUUUUUAAAAAGAGAAUCAAUAUUUUCCUUACUUUGCUCUAAUACAGUUGUGAUAUAUAAUA